Messenger RNA from Lodderomyces pseudojiufengensis, 849 nucleotides. RefSeq lists its product as uncharacterized. The transcript has a single exon. Lineage: Eukaryota; Fungi; Ascomycota; Pichiomycetes; Serinales; Debaryomycetaceae. The coding region runs from base 1 to 849 and encodes 282 amino acids. The record is from RefSeq and is a predicted model, not a curated record.
AUGUUUAAUAAAUCAAUAGUUUAUCCACAAUAUACCUCCAUAGAUGCAAUUAUGUCAUCAGUGACCAUAGAUGAUGAAAAUUAUUGGCACCCUACAUAUUAUUCCUACAAUGCUAUAAGUAAAAACUCAAAAGACAUUUCAAAUAAUAGUGAAAAUUAUAACAUAAUGGAUAAACUAAUGAUUCCUAGGUCAAUCAAAUUAAAAGAAUUGAAAUUAAUUCCUGCGCCAUUACCUGCUUUGCAUCAUCAUAAUUAUGAUACUUUUGUCAUCAAUAAUUCAAAAUGUAUUUGGUUGAAAGAACUAGAGACUCAAUAUCAAUACUUAGAGUCAUUGGCUGCGAAAGUUGUUGAAAAUAUAUGUAUAGUUAUAAAACAUGCUUGGAAAUAUAAUAAAGAAUUACACGCUGAAUAUGCACAACAAUUCUUGAUUUUAUUCAAAUCAAUAUUUGAUGAAAUUAAACCAAUAGAUUGUUCAUUACAAAUUCAAAGAGUAUUAAUCAAAAUAUAUGACGAUGUAUAUUUCAACAGAUAUGUUCAAAAUAUAAUCAAUAACUUAUUUUUAGGUUUGGAUAAUUCAAAUCUAAGGUUAUUAAUCUUAGGUUUAUUGAUUGAAGAAUAUCAUUAUCUUUUACCUGAAUUUGAAUUUGUUUUAGGUAUAUGUAGUUUGGGUUUGGAAAUUAUGAGAAUAAAAUUAUUUGAAACUAGCCCAUUGAAAAAUAUUAGUGGAAUAUAUAGUGAUAUUUAUUCAAAUUAUAAUUUGAAUUUUAAUUUGAAAGAUAAGAUUAAAAAUAAAGAUUGGAAACCAUCUAGAAGAAUUGUUAAGUUUACCAAGGUAUCAAGUAUAAAGUGA